CAUUACAUUAUUUCAGUUUAAUCUUGCCAACAUUGUAAUUUGUAUUCUACUGUAGUUGUCGGCGACUUUUUUAAGAACAUUUCUAACGAAAUAUAUUUUAUCUCUUAAAACAUGUCUACUUUCACUCAAUUUUUAUUGAUAACUUUUUGUGUUAUUGCCGCAAUCUCAGCAUAUGAAGAUACGGAUAUCGUAUCGGCACGGAUUGAGACAUGUCGAGGUUGUUCUUUAAACCGGCUUCCGGAAGUGAAGAGAUUCGUAAUGGACGACGCCCCACAUUUUGAGCGUCUAGAAGUUAAGUUUAUCACUGGGGCUCCUCCUGAAUUAAUUCUCCUCGGAAAUGGUGAUAAGGAGUUGGAGAGGAUACCACUGUCAAACUUGAGUCGUCAAGAAUGUAAUGAUCUUGUAAAGAGCAAGGGAUUCAUCAAGAGGAAUGACAAAGAGGAGUUCUAGGGUUUGUAAUCAUAUUGCCGUUUUUAAUUAAACAUUCCUCAAUAGUUUGUAUUAAGAAGAAUAUGACGUAAUAAAAUAUUCUUUAUUAUAUAAAAG
Messenger RNA from Danaus plexippus (monarch butterfly), 546 nucleotides. Its product is annotated as selenoprotein M-like. Bases 112 to 450 code for a protein of 112 amino acids. The record is from RefSeq and is a predicted model, not a curated record. Lineage: Eukaryota; Metazoa; Arthropoda; Insecta; Lepidoptera; Nymphalidae. The transcript has 2 exons. Gene Ontology annotation, molecular function: oxidoreductase activity. Gene Ontology annotation, cellular component: endoplasmic reticulum lumen.